AUGCCUUCCUAUGCGGUUCUGGGGGCUACGGGUAAUACUGGACGGGCGAUCGUCCAGGUACUACUUGAUCGAGCAGACACCGACACCAGAAUUCACAUCUGCGCCUACUGUCGCUCCAAGGAAAAGCUCUUCCGUGUCUGUCCGGCGGCCGAGACUUCGAAAAGCCUUUCAGUCUUUCAAGGACGGCUGGAUGAUGAUAGCCUCAUCGAUGAAUGUCUCAGGGGCACCGAUGCCGUGUUUCUGGUAGUCGCCAUUGUCGACAACAUGCCUGGCUGUACGGUGGCCAUGCAGACUGCCGAGGCGGUUGUAGCGUCUUUGCAACGGCUUCGCGCUACAGACCCUGCAAUACGUCUUCCGCGACUAGUGAUUCUUUCGUCGGCCUCCCUGGAGCCCACGUUCUGCAACGAUGUUCCCGCCCCGGUGCACUGGGUCCUCAAAACUGCCGUCUCCCAUCUUUACCGCGACCUCGCCGCUGCCGAAGCAUACCUCCGCGCCCAAUCCGACUGGCUCUCGGCGACCUUUGUCAAGCCCGGGGGGCUUGUACACGACCAGGCCCGCGGUCACAAGGUCUGUCUCGACCGGGCUCAAACCCCGCUCUCAUUUCUCGACUUGGCUGCGGGCAUGGUCGAGGUGGCCGACGCGGAUGAUGGCCGAUACCAUAUGCGCAGUGUGAGUGUGGUGCCGGCGUCAAGGGUUGCAAUAUUUCCAUGGGACGGCGUUUACUAUACGUUUACGGGCUUGCUGUUUCAUUUUUGCCCGUGGACUUACCGGUUUCUUGGUGAAUAUAAGUUGCAGUCGAGAAAGGAGAGGGACAAGCAAGCUUAGGCAGACUCCAUAUUUCACCGUUCUCCGUACUUAUUACUUCCCAUUUUCGGAGCAUCCAUACAUUUAUCGCUGGUGUUGGUUGUUGACUGCACGUUUAUCAAUAAUAUGGACGCCAUCUUCAAGCAAAUCAAAGAUGAGUACGCCCGUGCCGACGAGCAUGGCAAGCGAGAGAUUCAAGGCUAUAUCCGCGAGUUGCAGGUUGGCUUCUAUUCGGAUUGGGAUGUGGUGAUGCGGUUGAGCAGUGGUCCCUUGCAAGUUGCACUUGCCAAAAUCGCCAUCG
Molecule: messenger RNA, 1105 nt
Organism: Aspergillus nidulans FGSC A4
Lineage: Eukaryota; Fungi; Ascomycota; Eurotiomycetes; Eurotiales; Aspergillaceae
Product: oxidoreductase stcQ
Exons: 3
Coding region: 1-825 (274 amino acids)
Biological process (GO): sterigmatocystin biosynthetic process
Source: RefSeq, a predicted model, not a curated record